This is a messenger RNA of Megalops cyprinoides (Indo-Pacific tarpon), 1444 nucleotides long. It is a transcript of the gene neu4, whose product is annotated as sialidase 4. Gene Ontology annotation, molecular function: exo-alpha-sialidase activity. Lineage: Eukaryota; Metazoa; Chordata; Actinopteri; Elopiformes; Megalopidae. The record is from RefSeq and is a predicted model, not a curated record. The coding region runs from base 65 to 1444 and encodes 459 amino acids. Gene Ontology annotation, cellular component: cytoplasm; membrane; lysosome. Gene Ontology annotation, biological process: ganglioside catabolic process; oligosaccharide catabolic process. The transcript has 4 exons.
AUAUCACUCCACAGAGCAGAUCUCUGCACUGGCACACAAAUACACACCUGCACAGAAACAGGCUAUGCGGUCCCCAUAUUUCCCAGCACGGACAGUACUGUUCCGGAAGGAGCCGAAUGGUGUGACAUACCGAAUCCCGGCACUGCUCUACCUUCCCGGUUCCUCCUGCUUCCUGGCCUUCUGUGAGGAGCGGCUCAGCCCAGCUGACUCCCAGGCACAUCUGCUAGUCUUACGCAGAGGCACCUUCUAUCGCAACUACGUGGAGUGGGAGGAUAUGAGGGUACUGGAGUCUGCUCGUCUGCAGGGUCAUCGCUCCAUGAACCCCUGUCCUGUCUAUGAUGAGUUCACCAACACCGUGUUCCUGUUCUUCAUCGCUGUGCUUGGCAACACCACAGAGUCCUUCCAGCUGGUCACAGGGAAGAAUGUGACUCGUCUCUGUUUCGUGUCCAGCAACGACCAAGGACAGACCUGGAGUCCUGUGACUGACCUCACCAAAAACGUCAUUGGGGACACCAUCAAAGAUUGGGCCACCUUCGCUCUCGGUCCCGGCCACGGGAUUCAGCUGAAAUCGGGGCGACUCUUGGUGCCAGCGUACGCCUACCACAUAGACUGCAGGGAUUGCUUCGGGCGGCGGUGCAUGACCACGCCCCACUCCUUCUGCUUCCACAGCGACACGCACGGCCGCAGCUGGCGCUUCGGCGAGGCGGUGGCCACCCUGGACAGCGUGGAGUGCCAGAUGGUGUCGGUGGACGAGGAGGACGGCAGUAACCUGCUGUACUGCAACGCGCGGAGCCCGCUGGGGUGCAGGGUGCAGGCGCUGAGCUUUGACGACGGCGCCGUCUUCCGGGACGAGCAGCUGGUGCAGAAGCUGGUGGAGCCGCCGCACGGCUGCCACGGCAGUGUGGUGGGAUUCCCAGCCCCCAUCCGCUUGCCUCACGGUUUCAACACCCUGAAACUCGGCCCCCACGGCUCUGCCCCAUCUCUCACCAGGCACUGGACCUCCUUUUCUGUCCCGCCGGCUGCAGACCCUCACCCCUCUGAAAACUUCCUCACGCCCACGUGGGUUGUUUACUCCCACCCCACGUGGUCCAACGCCCGGCGAAACCUGGGCAUGUACCUCAGCCUGUUCCCACGAGACCCCGACAGCUGGUCAGAACCCUGGGUCAUCUACGAGGGGCCCAGCGCCUACUCCGAUCUGGCCUACGUGGAGCUUCCCACCACAGAAGACCCGCCCAUCACUGCCUUUGCCUGCCUCUUUGAGAAUGGCACAAGGACGGCGUAUGACGAGAUCUCCUUCAGCAUCUUCACACUCUAUGAGCUCAUCGACAACAUCCCCCGAAACAGGCUGGGCUCCAACAGGGCUGAGGCAGAGAGAAGGAAGAAGAAGAGGAGGAGGAGGAGGAACGAGAGGAUCACACUAUGUGGUCUGUGCAGCAUCUCCUAG